Diorhabda sublineata is the source of this 1850-nucleotide messenger RNA. RefSeq names its product ubiquitin-conjugating enzyme E2 R2. Gene Ontology annotation, molecular function: ubiquitin conjugating enzyme activity. The record is from RefSeq and is a predicted model, not a curated record. The transcript is spliced from 4 exons. Lineage: Eukaryota; Metazoa; Arthropoda; Insecta; Coleoptera; Chrysomelidae. Gene Ontology annotation, biological process: ubiquitin-dependent protein catabolic process; protein polyubiquitination. Bases 559 to 1284 code for a protein of 241 amino acids.
AUAGACACGCUGCUGAUGACGUGUGUCGUGUUGUAUAUGUUGGUGGAAGCGGAUUUGUGUUCUAAUUUGAACACGGUCACUGACGGGAGUAUCUUGUUUUUUGUCAGUUUUUUAUCACGUUCUAUGACAGUGUCUAUUUGUCAAUUUUCAUUUGCAGAUUGUUCCGUGAUUAAAUUGCACAUGAAAGUUUUUUGUGACUUGUGUGGUGCAACGGACUUUUUGCGCAGGCUUUAAUCGACCAGCUGUUUUAUAGUUUUGUUCUUGUCUGUCAUAAUUUUAAAAACAUUACUAAGUUCUUUAAUUUAGAAAUAGAGUUAAAUUACUCAUUUUGUUUAACAAUAAAGUUCCUUUUAUCUAUCACCAUCAAACAGAUACGUACGUUUUAUAUCCUUUCGGUUUUUUUUAAGUUUCACUUUUUAAAAUUGACAGCUUAUCUUUCCAAGGAGUUUUGUAGGAAUGGCGUCUCAUAAGUGAAGUUGAAAAAAGAAAAACGCUUUGAAGUGCAAAACCUCGAUAUUUUUUUUUGUUAAAAUAGACAUUAGUAGUUAGUGAAAAGACAUGGCAAACAAAGCAACGAGUAGUGCUCUUAGGGCGUUAGCAGUGGAGUAUAAAAGUUUACAGGAAGAACCAGUUGAAGGUUUUUGUGUAAAACUUGUUAAUGAAGAUAAUCUUUUCGAAUGGGAAGUAGCUAUUUUCGGUCCACCUGAUACCCUCUAUAUGGGAGGUUGCUUCAAGGCAAGAAUGAAAUUUCCCACAGAUUAUCCAUAUUCACCACCAUCAAUAAGAUUUUUAACAAAAGUCUGGCAUCCUAAUGUAUAUGAGAAUGGAGAUUUGUGUAUUAGUAUUCUUCACCCUCCUGUAGAUGAUCCACAAUCUGGUGAACUACCAUGUGAACGUUGGAAUCCAACACAAAAUGUUCGAACUAUUUUAUUGUCUGUAAUAUCACUUCUAAAUGAACCAAACACGUUUAGUCCUGCUAAUGUUGAUGCCUCAGUAAUGUACCGCCGCUGGAGGGAUUCAAAAGGAAAAGAUAAAGAAUAUGAAAAUAUCAUAAGGAAACAAGCAAUGGCUGCUAGAGCUGAAGCAGAACGAGAUGGUUUAAAAGUACCAUUAACCUUGGAAGAUUAUUGUAUUAAAACACAAGUGAAACCGAAUAAUUCUGAGCCUCAAGUUGAAAUGACUGAUUUUUAUGAUGAUGAUUAUGAUGAAGAGUACGAUGACCCAUCUGAUGGAUCUGAAUAUCCCGAGGAAGAUGAUAAUGACAGUGGAAACGGAGAAUUGUGAUGUCGCUAAGAAAAUUUAUUUCAUGAGAUAUGUUUGUUUUCGGUUUUUUCCUACUCUGUUUAUAAUUGCUGCUUCAAAUUUUAGUGUUUAUUUCGACAGACGUGGUUAAUCCUAACUAUUAUUUUCUAUCUUCUUAUAGAGGAAUGUUCCUAAAUCAAUAAUUUCUCUUUUACAUCGAAACAUAGUGAAACUCACUGCAUUAUUUAUUUGAGCUCUCAACAUUUUUUUUAAUAUAAAGAGCCUUAUUCAGAUAGGAUUAUACCUGUCUCUCUAUGAUCUCCUUCAAUAUACGAGUUUUAUAUAUCAUCACACCUACCAAAUUAUAGAUAUAAUUAAAUUCAAAAACUAAAAAAAUUGUCUGGAUAAUAAGAUCACAAUCUAUUGAAGAAAUUGAUGGAAGUAUUUCAUAAAAUUUCGUAAGUUAUGGUAGAGAAACAAUAUUUCUGAAUUUGCAUUGGAUUGUAAAUUAGACCUAGAAAAUAUCAGCAAAUUAAAUUGAUUGUAACAUAACAUUUCUGUUUAUUUAUAGAAUUUUUAUUUAAUAAAUUUUCAGUGGAAUAAUUAAA